Paramecium tetraurelia is the source of this 693-nucleotide messenger RNA. RefSeq lists its product as uncharacterized. The transcript has a single exon. NCBI's taxonomy places the organism in Eukaryota, Ciliophora, Oligohymenophorea, Peniculida, Parameciidae. The record is from RefSeq and is a predicted model, not a curated record.
AUGAUUUUUAAACUAAUUUAAGGUAAUGUACUUAGGGAUUAUAUGGUUAUACAAAUAUUUGUGUUCACAAGAAUGAUCUUUCAACAAAAAUUUCUUAACAACUACUCCUUAACUUACCUUAUUAAAUUUUUGUACUUUGGACCAAGUAUUGUUUUCAAUAUGUGUCUCAUUCCUUUUUUAUUUUUUUUGAAUUCAAAUUAUGAAAUUAUUUUCAGAAAAUGUAAUGAAGUAACUUCGAUAAUGUAUUAAUCAAUUACCUCAUAUUUUUUUGAGUUCCAAUUUAUUUUCAGAAUAGAAUUUAUGUUUGUCCAUAUAAAUUAAUUCUUCUUUAUUUUUAAAUAUCUUUUACCGUCAUUUAUUCUUUGGAGAUGUAUAAAAUUGAAUCACAUUCAUGAUUGUAAGAUAAAUUAAUUUUAAAUAACAAUAAAUCUUGGCUAAUUAUUCUAACUCCAACUUAAAUGCAAGCUCAAUCGUUAUCUCCUGCAAAAUAAUAAAUAAUUAGAAAUAACAGCAAAAACAGCAAUAACAGCAAUAAAGUAUGUAAGAGUUCCACCUUCACAUAACUUAAUUUUUUUAGAAACUAAAAUGUCUAUGAUCAAGCAGUUGCGUUACCUAUUGAGAAUAUUAAAGGAAGGAUUUCAAAAGAGAUAUUUGCCUGAUGGAUAAGAUUGGAUUAUUAGGAAACCAAUGUGA